GCCAAGUGCUUGGUGUGUGCAUGUGUACAGGAGCAGAACCAGAGACAGAGAUACAGAGAGAGAGAGAGAGAGAGAGAGAGAGGGAGAGAGAGAGAGGAGGAGCAGGCGAGGAAGGGGCCGGCUCUGAAUUAUUUCACCUACCCCCCCCAUCAACCACAGGAGGGAGGGGCCAAGCCAAGCUGCCAAUCAAGCUCACUCGUGGCAGCCGGCAUUAUCUCUGCUGCAAACUAUUGACAGAUUACAUGUCAAGGAGUUUAGUACAUGAUUGAGAGAAAAAGGCUUUUUAUUGUCAAGUUAUCUUAGCUCUUCUUUCUCACAGACCAGCUUACUUCUGAUGAUUUUCAAGCAGAGUUGAGUAAUAUUAUGAAAGUUACAUGCCUGACAGGAUUUAACUUCGACUACCCUGAAUAUGCUGAGAGGAGUUUAUGCACUGAAAAGACCUCAGGAAAAUCCAAGAUGGCCGCCAAAAGGAAGGGUGGCCUAAAGUUGAACGCUAUCUGUGCCAAGCUAAGCCGGCAGGUGGUGUACGACGGCAGUUCCCAGAACGCCGAGGGAGACUCAGACCUAGUGGACAACAGCGAGCGGGGCAGCCUGCACUAUGAUGAAGGCGACAGGCCUGAAAACGACUUCCCAGAGGGUCUGACUCUGGGCCAGAGCUUGGAGGAGGACCAGAAACGGCGUGAGGCCAUCGAGAAGUGGGUGAACGGCGAGUACGCUGACGAUCCGCAGUCCCUAGACGGGGUUGUACACAGGGGACUCAAACCCAAUGGAGGCGAUGGUCCGCCUGUGGGUGUCUACAUGGUGCAACCCAAAGGCUGCAGUGACGAUGAGGACAACACAGAAGAAGCAGAGACCAUGCCCGGGUCCCAUGAGGGCAGUUAUCAUGAGGACAGGGAUUCAGUGGGCAGCCCGCAAAAAGACGACAGCUUCCAGCCCACCAGUGACGCUCCCCCUCGACAGGCUCCCUUUGCUUCACCAGGGGAGGCCUUUGCCCUGCAGGACUAUGCCGCCAACACCAUGAACGAGUUCCUACACAUGUUUGGCUAUGAUGACCAGCAGGUUCGGGAUGAGCUGGCCAAGAAGAUCAGCUUUGAGAAGCUGAAAGCAGCUACCUCAGACCCAUCCUCCCUGAGCAGCGAGGAGGCCACCCGUCGAGCUCGCUUCUCCAAGUACGAGGAGUACAUCCGUAAGCUAAAGGCCGGAGAGACCCUACCCUGGCCCGUGCACAGCAAACCCGAAGAGCCCAACUCCAAAAUGGCACAGGAGAAGAGCGCCAACCUCAUCCAUCCAGCCCUCUCAGUAACAGAGGGGCAGAUUUUUCCACCUGGAAUGAACAACAAGCAAAGCUCCAUUACCGCUCCCACAACCACCCCCUCACACAUCCAGAACCUGGCAACCCGGGCUUCCAAGUACGAUUUUUUCAUCCAGAAGCUGAAGAUGGGCGAGAGUCUUAGACAGCAGAACGGCAACUCCUACAAGCGGCCCUCCAAGUACGACCUGGAGAAUGUCAAAUUCCUGCACCUCUUCAAACCAGGAGAGGGCAACCCUGACAUGGGCGGGGCUAUCGCAUUUAAGACUGGCAAGGUUGGCAGGCCAUCAAAAUAUGAUGUACGAAACAUCCAGAAGCUCAUCCCGGGGAAGGUUGACCCUCCAAUGAUGCCAGGCGUGCUCCCAGCUACAUCGGGGACUCCGGGCACGCCAGUCAUCAACACAGCUACCCCCGCCGGGGUCGUGGGGACUCCGGGAUUGCCAGUAGACCAGGCGGGCCACCUGGGCUUUGGCACAGAUUACAUGAAGUCCAGCUUCUCCAAGACUGACUCGAUCACUACUGGAACCGUCUCCUCAGUCAAGAACGGCCUUCCUGUGGAGAAGCCCGCGCCUGAGGACAUCAACGUGUACCAGAAAUAUAUCGCCAGGUUCUCGGGGAGCCAGCACUGUGGCCAUGUGCAUUGUGCUUACCAGUACAGAGAGCAUUAUCACUGCAUGGACCCUGAAUGUAACUAUCAGAGAUUCACCAGUAAGCAGGAUGUGAUAAGGCAUUAUAACAUGCAUAAGAAGCGGGACAACUCCCUGCAGCACGGAUUCAUGCGCUUUAGCCCACUGGAUGACUGCAGCGUGUACUACCACUGUUGCCAUCUCAACGGCAAGAGCACCCACUACCACUGCAUGCAGGUGGGCUGCAACAAGGUGUACACAAGCACCUCUGAUGUCAUGACUCAUGAGAACUUCCAUAAGAAAAACGCACAGCUGAUCAACGAUGGCUUCCAGAGGUUCCGGGCCACCGAGGAUUGUGGGACAGUUGGCUGCCAGUUUUACGGGCAGAAGACCACCCACUUCCACUGCAGGCGCCCUGGCUGUACCUUCACCUUCAAGAACAAGUGUGACAUAGAGAAGCACAAGAGCUAUCACAUCAAAGAUGACGCUUACGCCAAGGACGGCUUCAAGAAGUUUUACAAAUAUGAGGAAUGCAAGUACGAAGGCUGCGUCUACAGCAAAGCCACCAACCAUUUCCACUGCAUACGCCAAGGCUGCGGCUUCACCUUUACCUCCACCAGCCAGAUGACCUCUCACAAACGCAAACACGAACGACGCCACAUCCGCUCCUCGGGCGUGUUGGGACUAGGCUCCUCCUUCUUGUUGCCUAAAGAGGAGCUGGAAGAGUCAAGCAACGAUGACCUCAUGGACUUCUCCGCCAUCAGCAGCAAGAACUCCAGCUUAAGUGCUUCUCCAACCACCCAGCAGUCCUCCACAGUACCGCACCUGAUGUCCACUCCAACCACCACAAUGUCCUCCAACCACAAUGUCAAGCCCACCGCCGCGCUGCCUCCGGUCAGCCGCAUAUCCACCUUGCUCUCCCAGGCUCUGCCCAGCAACGUGCCCAUGGCCUUGGCUCUUUCCAACAGUCCGCUGACCGGGGCCUCCAACCCCUUCUUUCCCCUCAUUCCCAGAAUGCCCAUGCAGCUCACACACACGGCCGCUGGUUUGAUCUCAGCUGCCACCUCCGUAGCUCAAUGUAACUCCAUGCCUAACGAUUCUCUACUACAAACCUCAACCCCGACUGGGGCCCCGUCCCCUGCUACUGUAGCUUCCACCCCGACUUCCUUCGCCGCGUCAUCCAUCAUGGAGAAGAUGACGGCCAGCAAGUGUCUGAUUUCUCCAAUGAUGGCCAGGUUGGCUGCUGCUGCCUUGAAGCCCUCCGCUAACCCGGAUGCAGGGAUCGGGCAGGCGGCUCAAAUGGUCCGGUUUAAACCGGUCGAAGUAAAGCAGGAACCCAUGGACUGCGCCUCCGGGGCAUCCCAAGACUCCGUUCAAGAGCACAGCCUGGACUUGAGCAAGAAAGACCACAGCACUGAAUCAAACGGACACCCAGCACCGGGAAAUACAUCUCUUUUAUCUUCACUUAUGAAUAAGACAUGCGUGUUUACAUCUGUGCAGAUGACACACAUGAAUCCGGGCUUCUUCAACACGUUGGAUCUGAAGUCAGAGCUGGAGGGAGCUCAAGCAAUCGAUGGUUCAGACGCAACUCAGUAUUUCAGCGCGAUGAUGAAGAGGUCAGGCAAGGAGAAACCGGCUGAGCUCUGGAGGGCCUAUUUGCACAGGUAUGACAUUGACGAUUUCUGUGAAGCUCAGUGUGAUUUCUUGCACAAGAUACACUUCCAUUGCCUGGUGGAAGAUUGCGGAGCUCUUUUCAGCACGGUGGACGGCGCCAUCAAACACGCCAACUUCCACUUGAGGGCCAACCUGAAGGUUAAAUCGGAGACCCCAUUCAACGAGAGCAAGGAAUCCAACGACAGUGCCCCUAAUCACAUGGCUGCCCCUAUUUCCAUGGCCAAGACGCCUCCCAUGGACGUGCCCAGCCUGGCUGUGUCGGGAGGGUACAGCUCUUCUCCAUCUCUCCAGGCUUGGAAACAGCUGGCUGGGUCCGUCCCUCAGCUUCCCGCCUCCAUGCCCAGUAUGCCGGCCACUUCCCCCCUGGCCACCACGUCCCUGGAGAACGCCAAGCCCCAGGUCAAACCCGGCUUCCUGCAGUUCCAGGACAAUGAUCCGUGUCUGGCCACUGACUGCAAAUACUCCAAUAAGUUCCACUUUCACUGUCUGUUUGGAAACUGCAAAUAUGUGUGUAAAACAUCCGGCAAAGCUGAAUCGCACUGCCUGGACCACAUUAACCCCAGCAACCACCUGGUGAAUGUGCGAGACCAGUUCGCCUACUAUUCUCUGCAGUGUCUCUGUCCAAACCAGCACUGUGAGUUCCGCAUGAGGGGUCAUUAUCAUUGCCUGAGACCCGGCUGCUACUUUGUCACCAACAUCACCACCAAACUACCGUGGCACAUCAAGAAGCACGAGAAAGCCGAGAGACGCGCCGCCAACGGGUUCAAAUACUUCACCAAGAGAGAAGAAUGUGGAAGACUUGGGUGCAAGUACAACCAAGUUAACAGCCAUUUCCAUUGUAUCCGUGAAGGCUGUCAGUUCUCCUUCCUGCUCAAGCACCAGAUGACCUCCCAUGCCCGCAAACACAUGAGGAGGAUGAUGGGGAAAAACUUCGACCGGGUUCCUUCCCAGGUGCGCUCUCAUGCUCAUCAGGCUGAAGACAUGCAGCACAUGGCAGGUCUAGCGUCGUCUGGUGUGAUGGGCAGCCACCCUAGUCUGACUUCAAACUUCUCCAACAUGAUGGAUGAAAAUGAUGAAUAUGUGGACUACACUGGUGGUGGAAGCCCGCUGGGCCUCUCCUCAGAAUCCUCUAACCCAGACCGCAGUUGCAGCAGCACCCCUGUGGGCAACGAUAGCUCGCCUGCAGGACCAGGCUGUCAGGUCCCUGCCACCACUACCUCUGCCGAUACUCCUCCUUCUUCUCAGUCUGCACCGCUUCCUCCACCUUCUCAUCAGCCCGCGCUCCAGAGUCAGCCUCCAUGUCUCUCCUCGGCUCUUCUCCGGCCGCCACUCCCUUCGCUUCCAUACCUUAUCUCCCCAUCCUGUCUGUCAUACUCUCUGCUCAGCGCCUCUCUCGGAGCCAGUAGGAGUGUUGUCAUGCCAACCAACACACCAGCUUUCAGCCCCAUCAUUCCUACUUCGUCUUCGGUAAAAAAUGACGUCCCUAUAGUGCAGGACGCUGCAGGUAACACCAUCUCUAUUCCCACGGCAACUGGCUCCAAGAAACGUUUCUGGAUCAUCGAAGACAUGUCACCCUUCGGCAAGCGUCGCAAGACUGCCUCAUCUCGCAAGAUGCUGGACGAAGGCAUGAUGCUGGAGGGCUUCCGCCGCUACGACCUCUACGAGGACUGCAAAGACACGUCCUGCCAGUUCUCUCUGAAGGUCACCCACUACCACUGCACGAGGGAGAACUGCGGCUACAAGUUCUGCGGACGCACCCACAUGUACAAACACGCCCAGCACCACGACCGCGUGGACAACCUGGUCCUGGACGACUUCAAGCGCUUCAAGUCAUCACUGUGCUGCAACUUUCCAGACUGCCAGUUCUCUGGAAACAGCACCCAUUUCCAUUGCCUGCGCUGCGGCUUCCGCUGCACGGACAGCACCAAGGUCACGGCGCACCGAAAGCACCACGGCAAGCAGGACGUAAUCAGCGCUGCCGGAUUCUGUCAGUUCAGCUCCAGCGUCGACUGCGAAGUAGCCGACUGCAAGUACAAGCUCAAGUGUUCGCAUUUCCACUGCACUUACCCGGAGUGCAAGCACACAGUGGUAGGGAUGUCCCAGAUGGACUCCCACAAGCGCAAGCAUGAGAAGCAGGAGCGUGGUGAGCUGCCGUCUGUGUCCCCCAACCGGGAUGGCAACCACCACCAUCCAGGCCUAGCUGUGCCCCCAGUGUCCAUGAACCUGCCCCUGACCUCACCCGGCACGCCGGGGCUGACCUACAACAAUGUGGCCAUGUACCUUCCUUCGACUGGGAGCGCCGGUGAGUAUGAGCAUCCUGCAGUGAACCUCGACAGCUCUCUGAACCUGGGAACGGACACCAACAGCUCGCUGUUCUUCCUGAAAAAUGCUGCUGGAUUGGGUCUCUGCGACUCCAUGGACCUGAGCAAGAAGAUGCAUCGGGAACCACUGUCCCUGAUCCCUGGCCCCGCUACCUCGAUGGGCCUGACCAAUCCUCAUGACGACACUACCGGCACAUCUGGAGAUCCAGAAGAUGACCUGUCCGCUGAGGAAGAGCCGAUAGCCGAGGAGGACGAUGACGAUGAUGAGGAAGAAGACGAGGAACAGGAGGAGGACAUGAACACAGACUCGUACGAAGAUUCCAUGCCGGACAAUGGCGAGAGUUUUAAUGCUUCCAUGAACCACACCGAGACUUCCCGACUGGAUAAGGAGGAGCGGGAGACUGAGCCCUAAUCUAUGCUGUAGAAGAAGAACUAUGAAUUCCCUGAACAAACGCAAGUUUGAGUGGCCUCAUUUAUCAUGCUUAGAGACGCUGCAGAUGACAGGCAAACAAGUAACUACACAAGAAAAGUGAAGGCCCAAAAUGAUUUAUUAUGAUGUUUACAAGAUGACCAACAUUAUUAAUUUAAUUAUGCAUUAAAAAAUGAACAGAAAUAGACAGACGAGGCCCUCUUUUACACAUGGGUGGCUAUGUAAACCUUUUCCUACACAUCAGUCUUUUGUGUGUGUGCAUGUUUGACUUUAAUUUAUUCAAUUUCAUUUGUUACUUUUUGUGUGUGGAUAAAAAUAAGGAAAAAACAAUCUCUCUAUAUAUGAAUAUCUAUAUAAAGUAGACGUGUGGAUGUUAAUGUACAUUUUAAUUGCAGUCACUGGGUCGCAGGACCCUCGUACCACUGGAGUGGUACAGGAAAUAUUUUACAAAAGAAUGUCGCUGACAAUAACUGAUUUAGAAACAUCUUGUGUCAUUUUUAAUAAUAUUGAAGUGCAGCGGCCUGCGCCAGUUCUUUGAUGCUCCUCAGUUUAUCAGUUGAUUCUGUUUUUAUUAUUUACAAUUCUCACAGUUCUCACUUAAACCUGCUAUCAUGGUCUGUGAUGUCAUAGGCUCAAUUCCACAUGGACGUUCACCUCUUUAGGACAAACAGUAACCAGUGACUGCAAAGCUCGAGGCCAUAUGAACGCAGCUCACCAAAUUUUCUCAACGAGGACCCGUUUGGCAUUGCAUAUUCAUAGCGCACUUUUGUAUAGAUGAAAGCUCAAGCUUCUAUUUAAGAAAUGUUGUUGUCUUUUACACAAUUGCAUUACUAUGGCUUUUUCGUUUGUUUGUUUUUGCAUUAUUUUGUAAUUGCACAGGCAUGACCGGAUGACGUGAAAGUGUUUCACUGUAAAUGGGUUCUUUUGCGAUGACGGGGGCGAGCAGCCCCCUGUGUUUUGGAAAGUUUUUAAUGUGAUGAUGGUGCUACUGCCCAGGAUGAAUGGGAGAAGAUUACAGCUAUGUCAUUUUUUGAGUUUUUCUCCUCCACAAAAUAGACGUACUCAAGUAUCCAUCAAACACAAAGCAGGAGACAAGUGUCUCGGAAUGUAGGGAAAAAACAAGACUUUUGUAGGUGUUAUUUUUCCUCUUCCCUUCACUGUUUCUGUAGCAUGAAAAAACUGUUGUAACGAAGUCGGAGGAUGGAGACUGGCUUUUUGAAGCUUCUUUUUUUCAGAAGCCUCAUAUAUCUAUUUCUAAAAUGGGAAGAAACGUGGGGAGAGACUCUUAGUUUUUCUAAGAGGGCUGAAUGGAGGACUGACAUCACAGAAACACCGUGAUGAAUGCUGGUGAUGGAAAGUGUGUGAUUUUAUGAAUUGUACAGACAGAAAACAAUGUUUCAAGCUUUCAUUUUCUCAUUACAACAGAUGUGGUUUCACUCCAACAAUGACACGUUAUUUAAUAUUUAUGUGACCUUGCGAUGAGAAAAUUCUAGGGUGUUUUUGCACUUUUUAGGUUCAUUUUUACCUUUUGAAAUGAUAUUUUAUCUUUUAACAGGGAAUUUGCUUUAUAAUGUUGCUUAGUUCACUUUGCUUUGAUGCACAAAUAGUCUUCAGUGUGAUGAAGAUUCUGUUGCUCUGUGUUUUAUUUAAGGAGAAAAAAAGGAAAAAAAAGGUUUCUUUGCUUCCAAGAUUGAAUGAUUUCAACGUGAGACAGGCAUGCUAGGACCUGGCCUGCCAAACGCAUAACACUAAUGAUGACUGUAAUUUAUAUGAAUUCUAUACAGAGGAAAUAAUUGCAGUGCUCCGCUCCAAAUUACACACAAAAAAGAGAGAAUGAAUUUUGUUUGCUUGGCCUCUCUUGAAUAUAACAAGAAAAAAAUGAGGCAAGGAAAUUACGAUUAAUUGUUUCCUAAACGUGGCUUUGAAGAACUAUCAUUAUAUAGGAAACUAAAUGUGUAGAUGAAUAUCUUCGAAAUAUUGUUUCAGGAGGGAAAAGGUUGUAUAGUAUUUUCUUCUGUAAAAACUAUAUAUGAACAAAAAUGCUCUUUGAUUAAAAGCUUCCUUUAAAAAUAAAAUAAAAAGGAGAAAUAAAGAAUAAAAAGUUAAAAACUGACGUUACACCAGUAUAGUUUGCUUGUAUGUAUGUGCGUGUGAGAAACAGCGUGCGAGUGUUUGCGAGGUUGUGUUGUUAUUGCUAUGGUUUUCCCAUAGUGGUAGAGGAAUUAGUGGUAAUUAAAUCUAUACGAGUCCCAUUAUUGUAGCACUGAACAGUGGAGUGUGCAUUUCUACCUUUUACGAUAAAAAAUCAUAUUUUUCAAAGCUGUAUAUCGUGCGCAGUAACAAUGUUCAUCACCUCCGAUAUCCGAAUCAUUUAAUACCACCCAGAACUCUGUUUUGUUUGUUAUUGUUUUUGUGUGUUUUAUUUAAAUUUGUUGACAUGUAUUUUGCAUAUGGCAUGCCCCUCUCACAGGACGUUGUGUUCUCUGGUCUCAAGUGCAAGGCUGCAAGGUUGAUUUCUGCCUCCCGGUGAAACACUGAUAUGGCUUUUGGCCUGGGAGCUUUACCGUGCACUCGAAUACAUUUUGUGUGUAAAAUAGCAGGAUUUGUAAAGACUCAAAAUAAAGAAAUUAUAAUUAUUAUAACAA
Triplophysa rosa is the source of this 9005-nucleotide messenger RNA. RefSeq names its product castor zinc finger 1 (gene casz1). The record is from RefSeq and is a predicted model, not a curated record. Gene Ontology annotation, molecular function: DNA-binding transcription factor activity, RNA polymerase II-specific; RNA polymerase II transcription regulatory region sequence-specific DNA binding. The coding region runs from base 364 to 6342 and encodes 1992 amino acids. The transcript has 19 exons. Gene Ontology annotation, biological process: positive regulation of transcription by RNA polymerase II; regulation of neuron differentiation. Gene Ontology annotation, cellular component: nucleus. NCBI's taxonomy places the organism in Eukaryota, Metazoa, Chordata, Actinopteri, Cypriniformes, Nemacheilidae.